This is a messenger RNA of Acanthisitta chloris (rifleman), 1328 nucleotides long. RefSeq names its product high affinity cAMP-specific and IBMX-insensitive 3',5'-cyclic phosphodiesterase 8B-like. The transcript has 14 exons. The record is from RefSeq and is a predicted model, not a curated record. The annotation marks the transcript as partial. NCBI's taxonomy places the organism in Eukaryota, Metazoa, Chordata, Aves, Passeriformes, Acanthisittidae.
UUGCAGGUUUUGCUGGUCUUUGCAAAAGAAGACAACCAAAGCAAUGGCUUCUGGUGGGCUUGUGACAGAGCUGGGUACAGGUGCAACAUUGCCAGGACUCCAGAGUCAGCACUUGAAUGUUUUCUUGAUAAGCACCAGGAAAUAAUUGUUAUAGAUCACAGGAACUCCAGAUAUUUUGAUGCAGAAGAUAUCUGCAGGUCCAUUCGUGCCACUGAGCCAUCAGAGCACACUGUAAUACUUGCUGUGGUGCCACGCAUAUCUGCUGACCAAGAAGAGUCUUCUGUUCUUCCCCUUCUUGAUGCAGGAUUUGAUAGACAAUUCAUGGAGAACAGCAGCGUAACUGCUUGUUACAAUGAACUGGUUCAGAUAGAACAUGGGGAAGUGAGAUCUCAGUUCAAACUACGGGCUUGUAAUGCAGUCUUUACAGCAUUAGACCAUUGUCAGGAAGCUGUAGAAAUAACCAAUGAAGAUCAUGUCAUUCAGUAUGUUAAUCCAGCCUUUGAGCGGAUGAUGGGGUAUCGCAAGGGAGAGCUUCUUGGUAAGGAACUCACUGAACUGCCCAAAAGUGAUAAAAACUGUGCAGAUCUUCUAGACAACAUCAACACAUUCAUUAAAAAAGGAAAGGAAUGGCAAGGGGUUUACUACGCAAGAAGGAAAUCAGGAGACAGUAUCCAGCAGCAUGUGAAGAUAACACCUGUGAUAGGUCAAGGAGGGAAAAUAAGACACUUUGUGUCCCUCAAAAGGCUGCAUUGUACCAAUGAAAACAACAAACAGCUCUACAAGAGUCAUCGCGAGGAGAAGUACACAGGGGAUAAUUCUCAAUCAGAAUCCAAUUCCUACAAAUGCAAGAACAGAAGGAAAGACUCAGUUGAUGUUAGGUCAAUAACAUCUCAAAGCAGUGAUGCUCCGAGUUUACAGACCCGACGGUACUCUUCAAUGGCAAGGAUUCACUCCAUGACAAUAGAAGCUCCUAUCACAAAGGUUAUUAACAUAAUUAAUGCUGCCCAGGAAAACAGCCCCAUCACAGUAGCAGAGGCCUUGGACAGAGUUCUGGAAAUCCUGAGGACAACAGAGCUUUACUCCCCUCAGCUAGGUACCAAAGAUGAAGAUCCUCACACAAGUGAUCUUGUUGGAGGUCUGAUGACUGAUGGCUUGAGAAGACUGUCAGGAAAUGAGUAUGUGUUUUCUAAGAAUAUGAACCUGAGCCAUAGUCACCUUCCAGUGCCAAACACCAUCAAUGAUGUUCCACCCUGUAUUGCACAGCUCCUAGAUAACGAGGAAAGCUGGGACUUCAACAUUUUUGAGUUGGAGGCUGUUACAAAUAAAAG